Poecilia reticulata (guppy) is the source of this 3227-nucleotide messenger RNA. NCBI's taxonomy places the organism in Eukaryota, Metazoa, Chordata, Actinopteri, Cyprinodontiformes, Poeciliidae. The record is from RefSeq and is a predicted model, not a curated record.
UCAUUACAGCGGCUUCUGCAGUGCCUCGGAAACAUGCUGGGUGACCCAAAAAUAACCACAUCAAAGCUAAAAGUGAGUCGACCUGCUCUCAGUUCUGAUCUUUCCACCUGGACCASAGGAUAUGAGAGGCUGCAGGAGACGCUGAUGGAGCUCCAGGAGUUGAGCUGGCUCUGUCUGGUGGCUCUCUUCCUCGCCUCCUUGCUCAUAGUGCUGGGAUGGCUGCUCCAGUACUCGCUGACWGUACUGCGGCUCUGGAAAUCCAGGAAGGCAGCCAAGCAAGGCGGCCGAGAGACAGCCUGGCUGCAGCGGCAGCAGCAUGUCUUCUCCACGCAGCCCCAACAGAUGCAGGCUGGAGGCGUAUGGGGCUUUCUGCUGAUGAAGCUGCGCUCUGGCAAGGAUGGAGCUGCUGCCUCUGAGGCCGGGGUCAAAGGCCUGCUGACCUCCCUGUUCUCCUUUAGGUCCUUCAGGGAGCACUGGCAAAGAACCUGGGUGAAGGCUCUGAACGAGCAAGCGUGUAGGCAUGGGAGUUCCCUCCAGAUAACUUUUGACAGCAGCCUCCAGCUAACCGCUGGCUCUGCAAUAGAUAGCGUGACCUGCACUGACCAGUCAGCGAACAAAAUGGUGUUACGCUGUAAAUGCUGGGUAGACACGCUGACGUUUCCUGUGACUGUGACCCAGCAGUCACCCGCUGCUGUUUCCAUGGAUACGUAUCAGAUCACUACUGCACCGAUGAUGGCUAAGGUGGACGUGUCCCUGGAGGAAGUGGAGGACGAGGGCUUGCUGAUAUCUUGGACUUUUUCCAAGCAGUCGUCAUUUUCUCUCACCGUGUCCCUGUGCAAACUGCAGAGACAGGGCUCGGAGGCCGCAGCAGACCUGGACAUGAUCAAAGGAAUGGUUGAAGACACGCUGUUCAGCGCCCACCCGGCCAUGGUCCUCAACCUCAAGGCCUCCAUGUCUCCUAGCGUGUCCCCAAUGGACCGUCUCUCAGUGGGAGCCAGCUCCACAUCCCAUGGGUUCUUAGUGAGGCGGCUCCUUCUCCAGCAGCUCAGGGUGACCUUAAGUAAAGGCCUGUGGUCCAGAUCAGGGGAGCUGUGCUGCGUCCUGAGUCUGGACCAGCCGUCGGCAGAGAGGAGGACCUGCUUCCUGCCUGUGCCGAGAAACCCCGACGCUGCCCUGGAGUGGAGCGAAGAAAUGACUCUGGAGCUUGGCCCGGAAACCAAAGAGCUCAGGUUCAGGCUUUUGGAGCGGAGCAGCACAAGAGAGCAGUUUCUUCCUGGUCACGCCACCAUCGCCAUAAACCUGCAGUCUAAAACCCCAACUGGGCAACACGUUCUGUGUCUCAGCUCCGGUCCUGGCUCAGCACCAGACGCCACCAUCAGCACAGAGCUGCUGUACGUAGAAACCGUUGACCCUCGCAGUUCCCCGAACGCUUUCUCUAUUCGCUCCUCGUUGACCCCUACGAAGAAGGUCGACGUGGAUCGAACAGUCACGCCAGAUGGCACCAUAGUCACUACCGUCACCACCGUGCAGUCGCGAAUGAAGCUCGAUCGCAGCCCAGGUGAUUCCCCGCUGCGUUCACCAUCCAAAGUCGAGGUGAGCGAAAAGAAGGCGGCCGUGUUGGUGGACGAAAGAGGCAGCAGCAGCAGCCCCAACCCGAGCAAGAGCAGUCGCCUGUCUAAUGGCCUGGAUCCUGUUGCAGAGACGGCCAUUCGGCAGCUGACAGAGUCUGCAUCCAAAUCGGCCCGGAAGACGCCAACAAAGAGGAGCACACUGAUCAUCUCCGGCGUUUCAAAGGUUCCUCUCACCGAGGACAACUGUGCACUAUCAACGGGCUACGCGGCCGCCAUGGACGCGGCCAUGCACGGCAACCACUUCAGGUCGGGGCACCACCAGGACCCGGAUGAAACCACUCCCUCUGACGUGUCGGAGCGCCCCUCUGUGGACGAUGUGGAGUCUGACACCGGGUCCGCCGGCGCCUUGGAGACACGCAGCUUGAAGGACCAUAAAGUGGGCUUCCUCCAGAGCGGCUCCAAGCUGUUGUUCCGCAGGAGACACAGAGAAAAGGAGCCCUGUCUCAGCCAGUCCCACGAGGACAUCUCCAACAUGGGCAAUAACUUUGCAGCCCCGGCCGCGGGCCCCACCCGCAAAAAGUCUGGCAGCUUCUCCCGGCGCAUCAUCAAGCGCUUCUCCUUCCGCUCGUCCGGCAAAUCGAAAGGCAAGGCCGCUGCUACCAACGGAGGAGCGAGCUCUGUGGAUAAUUAAUUAUAAUCAUGAAAGGGAUUAUUAAAGGCUCUGUGAUCAGCCCUUAACAAGCUGGCAAUCCCAGUGGGUUACAACCUGCACUUCUUGAAGGAAGGAUGUAUCUGGAAGGAACACUCUGUGAAAUGAAUCUUGUUCUCCUUCAGUACAAAAAAAAAAAAAAUUAUGAGAUUAAUCUAAAAUGGGAUGGUGAACUCGGUUUUCUUUGGCGAGAAGUCUGCUGCUCAGUGAAAAUAAUCGCUGCAGUGAAUUUUUUUUAUUAUUCCUAUUUAAACACAAACUACUGUGUUUGAUUAAGACGGGUGGUGGAAAUACUCUAAAACUAUAUAAUCAUGUAAAAAUGCCAGUGUGACGUUGCUGGAUGCACUUUGGACUGAGGUUCUCUGCUUUUUUUUUUUUUUUUUAAUUUUGAAGGUUGUAAAAAUAUAAUUUAUUAUUAUGUUAUGCGUGUCUCUUAAAUGCUAUUUAUUUAAUUCUUGCCAAAACCAAGUCAUUCUACUUGCAUUACUCUGUAAAUUAAUGACAGGCGUGCUUUCUAUGCAAAUUUCUUUUUAAAUACAUUUAAGCAACAUGCCAGAAAUCUAUCUCAGCUGAACUGUGCUGUGCAUUUAUAUCUGCUUAAAAAAAUCUUGUUUCAUGUUUUAACUUAUACCCUAAAUCAAAAAAGAUAUGGCAUUUAUAAUAAUUUUGUGUUAUGUAGUUGUUUUCUGUGGCAUAUCAUAUUAGAUUUGAAGGUUCAGACAAACUUUUUAUGCUGGCAAUAAUUUUAUUCAUUCUGAAUUUAGUUUUAAGCGGUCAGGUACUCAAAGGGAUUUCAUUACUGUAAAUACUUUCAUUAUUGUGCAACAACACUACUUGCUCUGUGUUAAAUGGCUCUAAGUACAAUAAUAAUCCACACUAGUUUAUUAUCACUCUGUGGCCAGUCAGAAGUUUUUACAUUCUUAUUGGCAUUAAAUAUGUUUAUUUGA